Juglans microcarpa x Juglans regia is the source of this 1149-nucleotide messenger RNA. RefSeq lists its product as uncharacterized. Lineage: Eukaryota; Viridiplantae; Streptophyta; Magnoliopsida; Fagales; Juglandaceae. The transcript has 2 exons. The record is from RefSeq and is a predicted model, not a curated record. Bases 1 to 1149 code for a protein of 382 amino acids.
AUGGAGGAUGAAUUAGAACGACUGUGGGAAGGCUUUAAUCUCACAGAGGAAGAAAAACUGGAAGUUCCACUCUCUGAAGUAGCAACUAGGAGAUCAAAACUGAGAGGUAAAAAAAGUCUUAUAAUCUUUAUAGUUAUGGAAAAAAGCUUAAACAGGGAAGCUUUAAAGCUGACCAUGACUAAACUUUGGAACCCAGAGGGCCGGAUUGUUUUUAAUGAAGUGGGGCAUAAUAGGUUUAUAAUUGAAUUUCAUAAGGAAGUGGAUAUUGAGCGUGUUCUUAAGGGCAUACCUUGGUCUUUUGAUAAACACUUGAUUUGUGUCCAAGAUUUUGAUAGCAGCACACCUCCUACUGAAAUAAAUUUUACACACGAACCAUUUUGGAUUCAGUUACACGGUAUGCCUCUGGCAGCUAUGAAUAUAGAAGGAGGGGAAAGUAUUGGUGCUUCUGUGGGAGAAGUAAUUACAGUAGAUGUUGAUGGGGAAGGUAUUGAGUGGGGAAAAUUUCUUAGAAUCAGACUUAAUAUGGACAUUACCAAACCUUUAGCAAGAGGAAGAUUGAUAAGGAUGGAUAGAACCCAAAGAUGGAUCGAGUUUAAAAAUGAAAGACUUCCACUUCUUUGUUUCCAGUGUAGAAUUGUUAGGCAUCUGGAUAGGAACUGUGCUUUCACAAAAAACAGGAGUCAGACUAAGGUAGAAGAAAAAUCCCAAUAUGGUCAGUGGCUGAGAGCUACAACCAUCAAUUCAAUUGGAAGAGGAGACAAUAGAUAUGGGGGAAAAGGAAACAGAAACCAGGCUACUCCAAAUCAGAUGAAUUUGAAAGAGCAACUUCCUAUUUUACCUAUGGAAGAAGCACAAGGUAUAAAUCUUCUAAGGAUAGAAACUGAGGUAGCCACUGAGAUUACUAAAGAAAAUAACUACCAAGAAAUGAGGCCCUUGCAGGAGAAGGCUAUGACCAGUAGAAUCAUUAACAAUGGGAAGAAAGUUUGUAAUGAGGAGAGUCAGAAAUUCCCUAUAACAGAAGACUCUCCACUAGAAAUUCAUGUUUUUCAGAACAAAAGCUCCAACCAAGAAAAUGGAAACAUUUGGCAAUUACAGGUUUUUAUGGUAAUCUUGUUACUGCACAAAAAGAAGGGAGCCAGCAGCUAUUAA